Messenger RNA from Dromiciops gliroides (monito del monte), 1349 nucleotides. RefSeq names its product GINS complex subunit 1 (gene GINS1). The record is from RefSeq and is a predicted model, not a curated record. Gene Ontology annotation, cellular component: GINS complex. The coding region runs from base 218 to 1033 and encodes 271 amino acids. Gene Ontology annotation, biological process: DNA replication; DNA strand elongation involved in mitotic DNA replication. The transcript has 7 exons. NCBI's taxonomy places the organism in Eukaryota, Metazoa, Chordata, Mammalia, Microbiotheria, Microbiotheriidae.
AGAAGGGAAGGUGAGAAUAAGACUGGUCAUUCCUUGAAGCUUAGCUGAGCAUGGAGGUGGGGGAGAGGGUGGACGGAAGCUCAGCCUUAAAGAGUGUAAGGGGAAAUGCUGGAUUUGGACUAAAACUCGCAGGGUUUUGAAAAGGUAGGGAGUUAGGAAGGAGAUUGAGUCUGGCUGGGUGUAAGUGGAGGGUGCUGAGCUCUGACUUCGAACUAGCAUGAGCAGCUGCCCCCAAGAAGACUCAAGUAAAGGGAGAGAAAUUGUUUUUCUGGGGUCAGGCUCUUGGGAGUGGGGAGAAGAGGUUAAGAGACAGGAGAGCCCUGCAGGACAAGGUCGCAGGAAGAGUAGAGGGGUAAAAAAGGGGGAGGGGUGUGCGCACUCGGAUGAUCAGGCUUUGCUAGGUUGCCUGCAUCUCGCCCUACGGGGUCGGCGGCUCCACGCAAUUUGGGAGGAGGAAGAGGAGGCUCUCCAGAUCAGCGCCCCCGAGAGGAUGGGGCCGAGGGCCCAGCUCCCCAAGGAUGAUGGAAUCAGGCAAGUUCUGGAAGAGAUGAAAGCUUUGUAUGAACAGAACCAGUCUGAUGUAAAUGAAACUAAGUCAAAUGGACGAAGUGAUUUGAUUCCAACAAUCAAAUUUCGACAUAGUUCUUUGCUGAGAAAUCGACGUUGCAUAGUUGCAUAUUUGUAUGAUCGAUUGCUUCGAAUUAGAGCUCUCAGGUGGGAAUAUGGCAGUGUCUUGCCAAAUGCUCUGAGAUUUCACAUGUCAGCUGAAGAAAUAGAAUGGUUCAAUCGCUAUAAGAAAUCUCUUGCUACAUACAUGAGAUGUUUAGGUGGAGAUGAUGGAUUAGAUAUUACACAAGAUAUGAAACCCCCUAAAAGCCUAUACAUUGAGGUGCGGUGUCUAAAAGACUAUGGAGAGUUUGAAGUUGAUGAUGGUACUUCAGUUUUGUUGAAAAAAAACAGCCAGCAUUUCUUGCCAAGAUGGAAGUGUGAACAAUUAAUCAGACAAGGAGUCCUAGAACAUGUGCUGUCAUAACCGUGUCCUGAAAACUUUGAGAAAAUUUUCUUUUUGGUGUAGUGUUGAACCCACUACAAAUGUCUCUCUGCCCUGCUCCCUGUCGUGAUCCUAAAAAUUAUAGGUGGACCCUUUUUUCAGUAAAAUCUCAUGUUCUCACUUUUCCUCAUGUGUUUUUGACUCCUGCUGCUAAGAAAAAUGUUGGAGUUUGUUUUUCUUAGAAAUAAAUAGUGUAUUUUGGGGAAAGGGGUUGUGACAGUGUUCUUUAUUGCUUGAUACAGACAAAAAUAAAGGAAAGCUUAAUUGAAUCUAUGUUCUAUUAAAAAGGACCUUAAGU